This is a messenger RNA of Cylindrotheca closterium, 567 nucleotides long. The record is from the annotation of a GenBank genome assembly. NCBI's taxonomy places the organism in Eukaryota, Bacillariophyta, Bacillariophyceae, Bacillariales, Bacillariaceae.
AUGAUAGACGGCAGUGAAGGAAACAGCACUUAUCCACGUGUGAUUACACAGGAAAAUUCGGAGCUUACCCUAGACGGUGUGAUGGUAAUCUACAACUCUCCCAUUCCUGAGUGCUGGAACUACAGGCGGCAUCAGUAUCCCAAUCAGGCAAAGAUGAUGAACAAUUUUGUCCAAGAAUUGUCUCUGUCGCAGGACCUGGGGGAAAUGGAUUCAGAGAGCGAUUUUGAUGCCACCUUCGAGAGCCAGGACAUGGAAUCCCCAAAUAAUGUAUAUGAAAAUGAUGGUAGUAUGCAGAACGCUAGUGGCAAGCCAAUCUUUGCCUUUGACAUGGAAGGCGUACUAAGGAGUCAGCCCAAACAUCGCUCUUCACAACUGCGAAAUGCCAUUCUGCAAAAAGCAAAAGAUAUUAUGCGUCUUGCUAUAAACCAGAGACACAUUGAUGCUGCCAUAGGCGUGAUGACUGAGUUCGAAAGAUGGCUGGUACACGACACUGCGUCCUCAGUGACAUUGAGCCAAAAGCGUGCUCACAAGGGAACAACGGGAGAUGACACUCGGGUAUCCAACUAA